Molecule: messenger RNA, 6697 nt
Organism: Rhea pennata
Lineage: Eukaryota; Metazoa; Chordata; Aves; Rheiformes; Rheidae
Gene: PFAS
Product: phosphoribosylformylglycinamidine synthase
Exons: 28
Coding region: 1-4143 (1380 amino acids)
Biological process (GO): 'de novo' IMP biosynthetic process
Molecular function (GO): phosphoribosylformylglycinamidine synthase activity
Source: RefSeq, a predicted model, not a curated record
AUGGCGGUGCUGCAUUACUACGUGCGGCCGGGCCCCCCCGCGCGGGCGACGCGCCCGGGGGACCCCCAGGAUGCCGGGGACCCCCAGGACGCGGGGGACCCCCCGGACACGGGGGUCCCCGGGGCGCGGGAGGCAGCGGCGGCGCUGCGGGCGGCCCAGGCCACCGGGACGGGCGUCACCGGCGUCACCUGCGAGCUCUGCUACAACGUGGGCUGGGACGCCGGCUCCGGCGCAGGCGAAGCCCCCCCGGACACGGAGCAGAGCCGCAUCCUGCACUGGCUUUUCGGGAGCCCCUUCGAGGAGGGUGACGUGGCCCCCCGGAGCUUCCUGCGUCCCCACGGCCACCAGCUGCUCCUGGAGAUCGGCCCCCGGUUGAACUUCUCCACGGCGGCGUCCACCAACGCCGUGUCGGUGUGUCGGGCGGCCGGGCUGCUCGGCGUGGGGCGCCUGGAGCGCUCCUGCCGCUACCUGCUGCAGUUUGACGGGCCACCACCGGCAGGGGCCGUGGAGCGCCUGGUGCCAGCGCUGAGCGACCGGAUGACGGAGCAGCUCUACCCCCAGCCCAUCACCUCCUUUGCCGUCCCCACCCGCCCCGUCCCCGUCACCACGAUCGAUGUCCUGGGCGACGGCCGCAAGGCCCUGGAGCGCGCCGACCGCGAGCUGGGGCUGGCCUUCGACGCCUGGGACCUCGACUACUACACGCAGCUCUUCCGGCGUGUGGGGCGCAACCCCACCUCCGUCGAGUGCUUCGACCUGGCCCAGUCCAACAGCGAGCACAGCCGGCACUGGUUCUUCAAGGGGCGCUUGGUGGUGGACGGGCAGGAGCUGCCCCAGUCGCUCUUCGAGAGCAUCAUGGACACCCAGAAGAGCAGCAACCCCAACAACGUCAUCAAGUUCUCGGACAACAGCAGCGCCAUCCGGGGGGUGCCGGUGGCGGCGCUGUGGCCCGGGGACCCGACGCGACCCAGCGCCUUCGAGAAGCGAACCAGCACCCGCCACGUCAUCUUCACCGCCGAGACCCACAACUUCCCCACGGCGGUGGCGCCCUUCAGCGGGGCCACGACGGGCGCGGGGGGCCGCAUCCGGGACGUGCAGUGCACCGGGCGCGGGGCCCACGUCAUCGCCGGCACGGCCGGCUACAGCUUCGGCAACCUGCUCGUCCCCGGCUACGAGCUGCCCUGGGAAGACGGGGCGCAGCCGUACCCCGAAACCUUCGCCCGCCCCCUCGAGGUCGCCAUCGGGGCCAGCGACGGGGCCAGCGACUACGGCAACAAAUUCGGGGAGCCCCUGCUGGCCGGCUUCGCCCGGUCCUUCGGGCAGGUGCUGCCGGGCGGCGAGCGCCGCGAGUGGAUCAAGCCCAUCAUGUUCAGCGGUGGCAUCGGCGCCAUCGAGGACGCCCACGUCCGCAAGGAGCCCCCCCAGCCCGGGAUGCUGGUGGUGAAGGUGGGGGGUCCCGUGUACCGCAUCGGCGUGGGGGGGGGCGCCGCCUCCUCCGUGCAGGUGCAGGGUGACAACGCGGCGGAGCGGGACGCGGGGGCGGUGCAGCGGGGCGACGCCGAGAUGGAGCAGAAGAUGAACCGGGUGCUGCGGGGCUGCGUGGAGGGCGCCGAGGACAACCCCGUGUGCAGCAUCCACGACCAGGGCGCCGGCGGCAACGGCAACGUCCUGAAGGAGAUCAGCGAGCCGGCCGGGGCCGUCAUCUACGCCAGCCGCUUCCAGCUGGGCGACCCCACGCUGAGCCUGCUGGAGAUCUGGGGGGCCGAGUACCAGGAGUCGAACGCGCUGCUGGUGCGGCCGCCGCGGGUGCCCCAGCUGCAGCGCCUGGCGCAGCGCGAGCGCUGUCCCCUGCACGUCGUGGGCACCGUCACCGGCGACGGGCGGAUCGUGCUGGUGGACGACCUGGCAUCCCCCGUGCCCGAGGGGGGGUCCCACGAGGGGCUCCCCACCCCCGUCGACCUGGAGCUCGAGUGGGUGCUGGGCAAGAUGCCCCGCAAGGAGUUCAUCCUGCACCGGGAGCCCCCCACCCUGCGCCCCCUGAGCCUGCCGCCGGGGCUGACGGUGCGCCAGGCGCUGGAGCGGGUGCUGCGGCUGCCGGCCGUGGCCAGCAAGCGCUACCUCACCAACAAGGUGGACCGCUCGGUGACAGGGCUGGUGGCCCAGCAGCAGUGCGUGGGACCCCUGCACACGCCGCUGGCCGACGUGGCCGUGGUGGCCCUGUCCCACUUCGACACGGUGGGGGCGGCCACGGCGCUGGGCGAGCAGCCCAUCAAGGGCCUCCUGGACCCGGCCGCCGGCGCCCGCCUCGCCCUCACCGAGGCCCUCACCAACCUCGUCUUCGCCCGCAUCACCGACCUCCGCGACGUGAAGUGCUCGGGCAACUGGAUGUGGGGGGGGAAGGCGGGGGCGGAGGGGGGGGCGCUGGCGGGCGCCUGCGGGGGCCUCUGCCGCCUCCUGCGCCGCCUCGGCGUCGCCCUCGACGGCGGCAAGGACUCGCUGAGCAUGGCGGCCCGCGUGGGCGCCCGCACCGUCCUGGCGCCCGGCACCCUGGUGGUCUCCGCCUACGCUGUGUGCCCCGACAUCACGGCCACUGUCACCCCCGACCUCAAGUGUCCUGAUGGCCAAGGCACGGUGCUGUGGGUGCCCCUGAACCCGGGGAAGCACCGCUUGGGGGGCAGCGCCCUGGCCCAGGUCUUCGCCCAGCUGGGCGACUCCUGCCCCGACCUGGAGGACCCCGAGGUGCUGGCGGCCGCCUUCCGCGUCACCCAGGAGCUGCUGCAAGAGCGGGUGCUGAGCGCCGGCCACGACGUCAGCGACGGGGGGCUGCUGGGCGGCGCCCUGGAGAUGGCCUUCGCCGGCAACUGCGGGCUGCGGCUGGACGUCCCCCCCGGGCCACCCGGCGCCACCCCGCUGGCGGUGCUCUUCGCCGAGGAGCCGGGGCUGCUGCUCGAGGUGGCCGCGGGCCACGCGGUGGCCGUGACCCGGCGCUACCGGGCCAGCGGCGUCCAGUGCGUGUCCCUGGGCCACAGCGGUCCCCAAGGUCCCCAGGCCACGGUGCGGGUGGCCGUGGGGGGCACCGAGGUGCUCCGGGAGCCGCUGGCCGAGCUGCGGGCGCUCUGGGAGGCCACGAGCUUCGCGCUGGAGCGGCUGCAGGCGGCGCCGGGCUGCGUGGCCCAGGAGGAGGCCGGCCUGGCCCGGCGCCGCGGCCCCAGCUUCCGCCUGACCUUCGACCCCGCGCUGCCGCCCCCCCUGCUCCGCCGCCUGGGUGCGGGUCCCGGGGGGUGGGGGGGGGAGCUGCCGGGGCCCCGCGUGGCCGUGGUGCGGGAGGAGGGCAGCAACGGCGACCGGGAGAUGGCGGCCGCCUUCGUCAUGGCCGGCUUCCAGGUGUGGGACGUCACCACCGAGGAUCUCUGCUCGGGGACCGUCGCCCUCGACGCCUUCCGGGGUCUCGUCUUCGUCGGGGGCUUCAGCUACGCCGACGUCCUGGGCUCGGCCAAGGGCUGGGCGGCGGCGGUGACCUUCAACGCCCGGGCGCGGGGGGCCCUGGAGACCUUCCGCCGGCGCCCCGACACCUUCAGCCUGGGCGUCUGCAACGGGUGCCAGCUGCUGGCGCUGCUGGGCUGGGUGGGCCCCGCCGGGGACCCCCCCCGCGACGGCCCCCCGCGCCCCGGGGUGCUGCUGGCGCCCAACGUCUCGGGGCGCUUCGAGUCGCGGUUCGUGGCCGUGCGGGUGGAGCCGGGGCCGGCGCUGAUGCUGCGCGACAUGGCCGGCUCCGUGCUGGGCGUCUGGGUGGCCCACGGCGAAGGCCGUUUCCAGUUCCGGGAGGCGUCGGGCCUGGCGGCGGCGCUGGCCGGGGGGCUGGCGGCCCUGCGCUACGUCGACGACGAGGGGCGCCCCACGGCCGAGUACCCGCUGAACCCCAACGGGGCGGCGGGCGCCGUGGCGGGGCUCUGCUCGCCCUGCGGGCGUCACCUGGCCCUCAUGCCCCACCCGGAACGGGCCGUGACACCCUGGCAGUGGCCUUGGUGGCCCCCGAGGUGGCCCCGGAGCCCCACGGCGGACGGCGGAGCCCCCCCGGCGCCGUGGUUGCGCAUGUUCCAGAACGCCUGCGAGUGGUGCCUGCGUUUCCCCCACGGCGAGAGUUGAGCCGUGGGGCUGGGGGUGGGGUGGGGGGCGGACCCACGGACGGACCCACGGACGGACCCACGGACGGACCUCAGCUACGGCCUGACCCACGGAGAGCCUCGACCCAUGGACGGACCUGAAGCAUGGAGAGAUCCUUGGAGAGACCCAUGGAGAGACCCAUGGAGAGCCCUGACCCACGGAGAGCCCUGACCCACGGAGAGACCCGACCCACGGAGAGACCCACGGAGAGACCUGGCCCACAGACAGACCUGACCCAUGGAGAGACCCACGGAGAGACCCAUGGAGAGACCCACGGGGAGCCCUGACCCACAGACAGACCUGACCCAUGGAGAGACCCAUGGAGAGACCUGACCCACAGAAGUGGGGUGGACACAUGGAUGGGCCAAUAGAUCUCAACUAUGGCCAGACCCAUGGAGAGCCCUGACCCACAGACAGACCUGACCCAUGGAGAGAUCCUUGGAGAGACCCACGGGGAGACCCACGGAGAGACCCACAGAGAGCCCUGACCCACGGAGAGCCCUGACCCACGGAGAGAUCCUUGGAGAGACCCAUGGAGAGACCCACGGAGAGACCUGACCCACAGACAGACCUGACUCAUGGAGAGACCCAUGGAGAGACCCACGGGGAGCCCUGACCCACGGAGAGACCUGACCCACGGAGAGAUCCUUGGAGAGACCCACGGAGAGCCCUGACCCAUGGAGAGACCCAUGGAGAGACCCACGGGGAGCCCUGACCCACAGACAGACCUGACCCAUGGAGAGACCCAUGGAGAGACCCAUGGGGAGCCCUGACCCACAGACAGACCUGACCCAUGGAGAGACCCACAGAGAGCCCUGACCCACGGAUGUGGGGAUUGACAGAGAGACAGACACAUGGACAGACCCACAGGUGGGCCCACGGAUGGACCUGAAACAUGGAGAGACCCACGGCUGCCCCACAGCCAGCUGUGACACGUGCAUGGACCCACAGACAGAAGAACCACGGACAGACCCACGGACAGACCCACGGACGGAGCCAGGGCUGCCCCACAGCCAGCUGUGACACGUGCAUGGACCCACAGACAGAAGAACCACGGACAGACCCACGGACAGACCCACGGACGGAGCCAGGGCUGCCCCACAGCCAGCUGUGACACGUGCAUGGACCCACAGACAGAAGAACCACGGACAGACCCACGGACAGACCCACGGACAGAGCCAGGGCCGCCCCACAGCCAGCUGUGACACGUGCAUGGACCCACAGACAGAAGAACCACGGACAGACCCACGGACAGACCCACGGACAGAGCCAGGGCUGCCCCACAGCCAGCUGUGACACGUGCAUGGACCCACAGCCAGAAGAACCACGGACAGACCCACGGACAGACCCACGGACGGAGCCAGGGCUGCCCCACAGCCAGCUGUGACACGUGCAUGGACCCACAGACAGAAGAACCACGGACAGACCCACGGACAGACCCACGGACAGAGCCAGGGCUGCCCCACAGCCAGCUGUGACACAUGCAUGGACCCACAGACAGAAGAACCAUGGACAGACCCACGGACAGACCCAUGGACAGAGCCAGGGCCACCCCACAGCCAGCUGUGACACAUGCAUGGACCCACAGACAGAAGAACCAUGGACAGACCCACGGACAGACCCACGGACGGAGCCAGGGCUGCCCCACAGCCAGCUGUGACACGUGCAUGGACCCACAGCCAGAAGAACCAUGGACAGACCCACGGACAGACCCACGGACGGAGCCAGGGCUGCCCCACAGCCAGCUGUGACACGUGCAUGGACCCACAGACAGAAGAACCACGGACAGAACCACGGACAGACCCACGGACAGACCCACGGACAGACCCACGGACAGAGCCAGGGCCGCCCCACAGCCAGCUGUGACACGUGCAUGGACCCACAGACAGAAGAACCACGGACAGAACCACGGACAGACCCACGGACAGACCCACGGACGGAGCCAGGGCUGCCCCACAGCCAGCUGUGACACAUGCAUGGACCCACAGCCAGAAGAACCAUGGACAGACCCACGGACAGACCCACGGACAGAGCCAGGGCUGCCCCACAGCCAGCUGUGACACGUGCAUGGACCCACAGACAGAAGAACCACGGACAGACCCACGGACAGACCCACGGACGGAGCCAGGGCUGCCCCACAGCCAGCUGUGACACAUGCAUGGACCCACAGACAGAAGAACCACGGACAGACCCACGGACAGACCCACGGACGGAGCCAGGGCUGCCCCACAGCCAGCUGUGACACAUGCAUGGACCCACAGACAGAAGAACCACGGACAGACCCACGGACAGACCCACGGACAGACCCACGGACAGACCUGACCCACGGCCACGUGCCCCGUCCCGUGUCCUCUCCCCCCCCCCCACCUUCACCCCCUCCCCACCUCAGCACCCCACGGAGGCUCCACCCCUCCUCCCGCCCCCACACACACACUGACCAAUAGGAGCUGAGCCACGCCUCCUCCCCCAGCCAAUGGGGAGCCAGGCCCCGGCGGCGAGGGGCGGGGCCUUUAAUAUUAAACAGCUGCGGAGGUGC